Molecule: messenger RNA, 558 nt
Organism: Colletotrichum graminicola M1.001
Lineage: Eukaryota; Fungi; Ascomycota; Sordariomycetes; Glomerellales; Glomerellaceae
Exons: 2
Coding region: 1-558 (185 amino acids)
Source: RefSeq, a predicted model, not a curated record
AUGAAAUCUCCAUUCAGCAAAGGCUGCGCGUCGUUGGCCGAGAAAGUUGCGCGACAAGUCGCUAACACGCGCUCCCUCACCCAUCAUGGUUACCGCGGCCCCAUCGAAGUGGGUGAUUUCGUCUGCCUGAUCGACCCCUACACCGGCCAGCCCGAUCCGAUUGCAGUCAACCAUCCCGAUGGGAGAGGCAACACAGUCAUCCGUGACUAUCGAUCCCAAAAGGACAUCAGCGAAAUCAUGCCCUUGGACAACGGCCGUGCCGAGUGGGGCAGGAAGGGUGAGUUCAAGGGUUUUGAGGAGUCCAUCGCUGCCGCUUGGAUCUGCGGCGCCAAGCUUACGAGCAAGACCUUCAACACCGCCGGCAAAGAUGCUUUCAUGGGAGCCAGGCUGGGCGAGGGAAACGAGGAUGUUUUGGUGGAAGAAGAGGAGGCGCCGCCGCCUGCUACUAUGCAGUUGGGUCCGACGCCUUACUGGAUCAGGGAAGCGAACGAGAUAUUAGGCAUUCCGAAUGAGGCUGAAGAUGAUGCAGAGGGCUUGCUUGAAUACCAUGACUUUUAG